Anolis carolinensis (green anole) is the source of this 1746-nucleotide messenger RNA. It is a transcript of the gene cunh8orf33, whose product is annotated as chromosome unknown C8orf33 homolog. The transcript has 9 exons. Lineage: Eukaryota; Metazoa; Chordata; Lepidosauria; Squamata; Anolidae. The coding region runs from base 230 to 1579 and encodes 449 amino acids. The record is from RefSeq and is a predicted model, not a curated record.
GGCCUCCGGGGAAAGUAUACCUGGCCAGGCCUGCAGCAAGCUGGUGUCACUCAACCCCACAGUCAAUAAUAAUAAUGUUGUGUUGCUGUGAGUUUUCGGGACUGUCUGGCCGUGCCCCAGCAGCAUUCUCUCCUGGCGUUUCGCCUGCCCCUGUGGUUGGCACUCUCAGAGGUGAAGGAUGGUGUAAGGACUUAUUAGACAGAAGCCUGUCAUAGCCUUCACUUUCCUCAUGGAAGAGGCUCCCAGGCCCACGUUCCAGGAUGAGCUGGGAUGGUGCAUCGCGCGGCUGGAGACGGGGCUUCUGCGCCUCAACCCGACCCCAAAACAAGCAGAGGAGACGCAGCGGGUGCUGAAGGUGCUGCGCUCACGGAAGGCUCCGGUCGUGAAAAAGCGGCAGGCGAUGCGUCACGCUUUGGGGGACUAUCGGGUCCGGAUGGAAGAGGAGGUGAAAAGCGCCGCCAGAGCAGCCACGAAACCCGAGAUCUCACGAGCACAACCAGGAGGCAAUUUGGGAAGCGAGUUAGAGAGGGAGCAGCCCAGCCCGCCCGCUGCGGUGUCCGCAUCCUGGUUCACACCAUCGGACAAUAGCUUCCAGUUUGGCUUUGACCCUUCCGGAAAAAACUCUGGAGAAGUCGGCGGAGCUGCGGCAGGCGUGUGUGGUGGGGACGGUGCCCGAGAGCAGCCCGUGGGUCACAAUCCCUCUGCCACGUUGGGCUUUUCCGCCGGAAGUCUCGGCUCUGGAUUUGCUUUCCACUUUGCGAUCCCACCUCCGUCGGCUGCUGCUGAUCCAGGCUCCGGGGCUGACACGACGGAGGCCGAUGCCCCAACCGACGCAGAAUCGCAGAAUCAGAAACCCACGCUUCCCGAACCUGCUCGACCGGACAGAUUAGACGCGAAGGAUGAGGAAGCGAGAAGAGACGGGGAGCGUCCUGCGCAAGAGGGUCCGACGUCGGAGGCGUCUCAAGCAGCAGCAGCAGAAACCAAAGCAGACUUGACUGUGCCGGCUUCUGGGAAGAGAAAGAAGAAGAAGAAGAAGAAAAAGAAAGAUUUGCCCUUUGCGGGAGCGCACCGUGACAGCCCUGAUGACGGGGCCACAUCCCACGGGAAAGGCACGUCUGAGCAUCCCGACAACUCUCAGGCCGAUGAGCAGGUGAAGAGGGAAGUGGACUGGUGCGUAGAACAACUGGAGCUGGGCUUGAAGACCCAAAAAUCAACUCCCAAGCAGAUGGACGAGGCCUUCCGAGCGAUGAGGGUCCUGCGCAGCGAGAAGGCCGCUCUGGCCAAGAAACGCCAGCUGAUGAAGACCAUGUUUGGGGAUUACAGGGCACAAAUGGCAGAGGAAAGGCGGAAGCAGCUGAAGCUCAUGCAGGCAGCAUCAAAAGCUGCUCAUAUUGCAGAAGUGGCCGAAGAUACGUGCAAGAACCGGGGUCAAGUUUUCUGGAAAUCUGCAGAAAGGCUGAGAAGCGAGAGGAGCCCCGGGGAAUCGUCGCUCCGCCCUGCGGCCUGCUCCGCUUUUGGUGGCACGUCCUCUUUCAAGUUUGCCUCUUCACAAGGAGAAUUCUGCUUUAAUUUUUUCUAAGACACUUUUAGAUUGAGCUCGCGCAAGUUCAGAAAACAAUACCAAAUGGCUUUUUUUGUUUUAAAGGAAAACAAGAAACCAAAACUUUUGUUGCCAAGCAGUUUGCAGAAUACAAGGGUUGUGCAUAAAGCAAAAACCUCAAUAAAGUGACGGAGGCCCCUUUUGAA